AUGCCAAAGGGAAAGAUUUUGCUAGUUCUUUACGAAGGCGGUAAACAUGCUGAAGAGCAAGAGAAGCUGCUGGGAUGUAUUGAAAAUGAACUCGGUAUCAGAAAGUUCGUUGAAGAACAGGGAUACGAGUUAAUUACUACGACUGACAAGGACCCUGAACCGGACUCUACUGUGGACAGGGAAUUGAAAGAUGCAGAAAUUGUGAUUACCACACCUUUUUUCCCAGCCUACAUCUCGAGAAACAGAAUUGCCAAAGCACCUAAUCUGAAGCUUUGUGUCACCGCUGGUGUCGGUUCUGACCAUGUUGAUCUAGAGGCCGCCAAUGAAAGGAAAAUUACGGUCACCGAAGUCACCGGUUCCAACGUUGUCUCGGUUGCAGAACACGUUAUGGCCACAAUCUUGGUGUUGAUAAGAAACUACAAUGGUGGUCACCAGCAGGCAAUCAAUGGUGAGUGGGACAUUGCUGGCGUGGCCAAGAAUGAAUACGAUCUUGAGGACAAAGUAGUCUCAACCGUGGGCGCUGGAAGAAUUGGAUAUAGGGUUCUAGAGAGACUGGUUGCGUUCAAUCCAAAGAAGUUACUCUACUAUGACUACCAGGAACUUCCUGCGGAAGCAAUCAGCAGGUUGAAUGAGGCCAGCAAGCUCUUCAACGGCCGAGGUGACAUUGUUCAGAGAGUGGAAAAAUUAGAAGACAUGGUUUCCCAGUCCGAUGUUGUUACCAUCAACUGCCCGUUGCACGAGGAUUCAAAGGGUCUGUUCAACAGAGAGCUCAUAUCCCAUAUGAAAGAUGGUGCAUAUUUGGUAAAUACCGCUAGAGGUGCCAUUUGCGUGGCCGAAGAUGUUGCAGAGGCUGUUAGGUCUGGCAAGUUGGCCGGCUACGGUGGCGAUGUCUGGGACAAACAACCUGCGCCAAAGGACCAUCCUUGGAGGUCUAUGGACAACAAAGAUCGUGUUGGAAAUGCAAUGACUGUACACAUCAGUGGCACCUCCUUGGAUGCUCAAAAAAGAUACGCUCAGGGGGUAAAGAACAUCUUAAACAGCUACUUGUCCAAGAAAUAUGACUACCGUCCACAGGAUGUUAUUGUGCAGAACGGUCUAUACGCUACGAAAGCGUAUGGUCAGAAAUAA
Messenger RNA from Saccharomyces mikatae IFO 1815, 1128 nucleotides. RefSeq names its product formate dehydrogenase. Gene Ontology annotation, molecular function: oxidoreductase activity, acting on the CH-OH group of donors, NAD or NADP as acceptor; NAD binding; formate dehydrogenase (NAD+) activity. Lineage: Eukaryota; Fungi; Ascomycota; Saccharomycetes; Saccharomycetales; Saccharomycetaceae. Gene Ontology annotation, cellular component: cytosol. The transcript has a single exon. The coding region runs from base 1 to 1128 and encodes 375 amino acids. The record is from RefSeq and is a predicted model, not a curated record.